This is a messenger RNA of Candidula unifasciata, 832 nucleotides long. The record is from the annotation of a GenBank genome assembly. Lineage: Eukaryota; Metazoa; Mollusca; Gastropoda; Stylommatophora; Geomitridae.
AUGGCUACACUGGUAGAAGGACGGGAAUACGGUCUCGCUUCAAAUGAUUUAUCUCAAGAAAAUAAAACAAUAGUUCACUUUAAGUUAACAGACACAGCUUUAAAAACAUUGGAAGAUUUCUCCAAAAAUUCAAGAGCAACAAUACAGUUUCAUGGAAGUGAAGGGGUGAUCAAAAUCCCAAGCCAUGGUAAUCGACCAGAACAAGUCUUUCAGAUUUCUUUAUCAGCAUUGCCAGUAGAUCAUAAUUCCAGCCUUGACUGCAUACAGCAGAUGUCCAAGCAUGGCGAAAGUAGCCUUUUCAGUCUGGGCACCAUGCAGAACAGGAUCACCGUGCUUGCCAAGGAGGAUGUCUUUGACCGCACAAAAGCCAAAAUGACCAAGGUGGAGGAGGACAACAAAAAAGUCUGUACUAAAGAGAUCAAGCCAAGUGGCCGUCACAUAAGUAAGAAGGUGAAGAAAAUUAUUCCAGCUGCUAGCCUAAAGUAUCCCCAGCUUGUGAAAAAACCCAGCGUAGUUUCUCUCAAUGGCAGCCCUGCUGCUGCUGCUGCUGCUGCAAACAGAGUGCAGACGUACAGAGACUCUCCGUCACCAUCUAGUCUGUCUUCCUCCAGUAGUUCACUUUUAUCUCAGGGACAGAACAAACUUUCGCCAUCCGCCAGCUCCAACAUACCAGCUUCAAAACUGUCCACCACUACCACAUCACGGGUUUUAACUUCCUUUGCUGCAAAACAGACCUCUGGCAGUAUUAACAUGCCGUACAGGGAUAGGAUCAUACACCUGCUGGCCCUCAAGCCUUACAAGAAACCAGAACUGCUGCUGAGGCUGCAGAAAG